GCUUCAUCGUCGGGUCGGCGUACAUGGAGUCGGUCCCAGACCCCGACUUUCUCACCGCUAACUAUCAGAAGCUCAUGCGCAUCGCGGAGAGCAUGCGCUACUUCUCCGCCCCUUUCAUUUUCGCAGGUGACUGGAACACGGAGCCUGCCAACAUGGAGGUGCUGGGCUUCUUGCAGAUCAUGCCUGCCAUUGCGGUGGCCACUCAAACGUCGGGCACUUGUCGUUCGGCAAAGACGGGCACUUACAGCACCAUCGACUACUGGCUGGCCUCACCUGACUUUGCGAAGGCUUGUGGCGUCCCCUACGUGCUCGACUCUUGGGUCCCGAGGCCCCACUAUCCUGUGCGCAUGGAUCUCGACGCGAAGCCCAGGGCGCACAUGCAGAUGCACCUGAAGGCGCCCAAGCCUUUCCCCAAGCAGGCGCCGCGGUGCUCACGGGCCAGUCCCUUGUAUGGACCGCCCAAAUUGCAACCCUACCUGGACGUGGUCAGGCAAGAUGCGGAUCUGGGACAACCUGAAGAUGGUGAUCAGGCACAGCGGCGGCUCGACGGCCUCCACGCCAACUUCAUCUCGUUCGUGGAGCAGGACCUCUGCCACAUCAACCAGGUGGACGUGCAGGAUCGCGAGAAGUAUUGUGGUAGAGCGGAAGCUCCUGCAUAUGUCUGGCGUCCAGCGGGAGGGCCCAUCCUCAAAGGGGCUCCAGCAGCUGGCCCCGAAGCCCGCUGCAUGCGCAACGUGACCUUCGCGCUGCAAGACCUGGCCGCUCAACUUGAAAGGGCAGAGCCAACAGGUCAUCUUUCGCCAGCUACCACAUCGGCUUCGACUUACUCAGGCGUCGUCGGCAUCGCGGGCUCCAGCUCUCAGUUGAAGUUUGAUGCUGGCAUGGCUGCGCAGCGGACGGCGCCACGUGAUCGUGACAAGGAUGCAGUUUCUCGCGUGACAUCUACUUAUUCAGGUGACGCCAACGACUCGGGCUCCAGCUCUCAUUUGAAGAUUGCAGUCGGCAUGGCUGAGAAGCGGGCAUCACCACGGCAUCGAGCAAGGCGGAGCCACAUGGACACGACGAAGGGCCAGAUCGAGGAGGGCUUCGCGACGAGAGAGGGCACGACGAUCAAGACCAAGGACAUCCACGCGACGGAGGGCGUGGUGCUGUUCGAGUGGGCUUGGCCUGUUCUACGUUAUGCGUGCAGACUGGAGGCCUCACAGUACAUCCUGUUUGUCAAAGCUCUCGCCCUGACCUUCGAAGGCCAUGCCAAGGUUCUCGAGCAGCAGGCAGCCAACAAGAGGGCCAAGAGCUUUCACAAGUGGGCCCAGGACGCGCUGAUCACAGGCGCCUCCCCAGUCUCCGGCAUGACCAAGCUGAAGGGGCGGGCGCACAAUGAGGUAGACAGGUUCGGUAUUCGCUCAGCGCUUCCUCAAGCAGUAGCAGACAGCCAGAUGGACAUGUGGAAUGACAUAUGGCAAGGUACAAAGGUCUCCAAAGCUGCGGAUAAGGACAUCAUCUACAAGGACGUGGGCAGCAUCACCUGUGCCGUCAGCCUCGGCGACAACGAGUUCGACGUCGAGCACAUUGCAGACAGCCAGGACGACCUGGUGAAGCUCAUCCGCACCCUACCAUGCGAGGCCAUGCAG
This is a messenger RNA of Prorocentrum cordatum, 1631 nucleotides long. NCBI's taxonomy places the organism in Eukaryota, Dinophyceae, Prorocentrales, Prorocentraceae. The record is from the annotation of a GenBank genome assembly.